This is a messenger RNA of Yarrowia lipolytica CLIB122, 615 nucleotides long. RefSeq lists its product as uncharacterized. The record is from RefSeq and is a predicted model, not a curated record. Lineage: Eukaryota; Fungi; Ascomycota; Dipodascomycetes; Dipodascales.
AUGUCGGAAAACAUUGACAGUAUCCUGCAACAAGAGGACAAGGAGCACUCACGUGACGUGGAGAUUGAGCGCAUUCUUGGCGCGUUCCAGCUGGACGCUUACUCGGUGUUGGCGCUCCAACCGGGCUGCAACACGGAGGUGAUCAAGCAGACCUACCGCAAGAAGUCACUUUUGAUCCAUCCGGACAAGACCAAGAACACACGGGCGCCCGACGCCUUCGACAAACUCAAGAAAGCCGAGAAGGUGCUGCAGGACGACAAGUCACGGGAGCGGCUGGACAGCGUGUAUGCCGAUGCGCGGACAGUUUUGAUCCGGGAGAAAAAGUGGACUAUCCACGACGAGCGACUUAAAGGGGAGGAGUUUCUGAGCGAGUGGAAGGAGAAAACCAAGGAUCUUCUGAUUGAGCGGGAGCUGCGCAAAAGGCUGGCGGUCAAAGCCAAGAUGGAGGAGGAGGGCCGGAUGAAGAGAAAGCUGGAGGAGGAGCAGGAGGAGAGAAUGAAGGCGAGAUUGGAGCAAAAGGCCUGGGAAGAUGGACGCGAUACCAGAGUGGGUAAUUGGAGAGAGUUCAAGAAAAAGGGGGGAGAUAAGAAGAAGAAGCGCAAGUUGUUGGGCUAA